Molecule: messenger RNA, 1623 nt
Organism: Melanotaenia boesemani (Boeseman's rainbowfish)
Lineage: Eukaryota; Metazoa; Chordata; Actinopteri; Atheriniformes; Melanotaeniidae
Exons: 3
Coding region: 134-817 (227 amino acids)
Source: RefSeq, a predicted model, not a curated record
UUCCUGCCAUGAGGAGGAAAACUGACUCCCUCUGCUUGUAAAUGGUACUCUUGAACUUUCUGAGUUGAUUUGUUGGACUAUCACAGCGGAAGUGGCCGAAUUUAGAAGGAAAAAUUACUAGAGUUAGGUUACCAUGUGGCAUUGUUGGAUGAAGUUCAUCUUGGCCUGGGUAUCACUGGCAACCCCACUACUCGGUCAAAGUGGAGAUGGUGAAUGGGGUUCAGGCUAUGACAUUCACUCUGCCAUUAUAGCUACUAACGACACGGUGCAGGCUGUUGGUGAUGAGCCUGCAAAGGUGAAAAGCAACCAUGACUGGAGCACAACAACAUCAUCCUUGCCAUCAUCUUCACCCUUGCUCCACUAUGAUCCCCGACCAGAUAUGUGCUCAGUACACUUCAGCACAAACACUGCUGGUUCAGCUCGGAGGCUGAAGGCCCAGAGAGAGGAAGUGGCCUAUCUGCAAGCCAUACAGCAUGGAAACAAGGCAGUGGUGGAGAACUUAGAGCAGUUCAUAGGUGCAGAGUUGGGAGAUCAGUGUUAUGAAGAUGUUAUUAAAGAAAAUAUUAUUGGCAUCCAAGAGGACCACAAGAGCUGCAAUGAGGUAGUGGAGAAAGCUAAAGAUGAUCUUAAAAAGCAGUUUGAGGGAGACAACGUGGAAUCCCUUGCUGGGAUGCAGAAAAUAAGAGAAGAAGCUUUGGUUUUUGAAGACAUGCUCCGUGCUGCAGCGGACAUCGCCAGCAGGUUGGAAAGCUCAUUGCAGACCCUGCAUGCUUCGUUCACCAGACAGCUGAAAGACAUGGCCAAGAUUCACCGCUAAGAAAGGGUGGAAAAGUAUUUUAAACCUGUUCAAGUGUCAGAUUCACUGUAAAUGAUGCCUGUGUUAAGCCCAGAAUAAGGGCAGUAAAACUUCCUGCAAUUCUAUAUUUUCUUCCUUUAUUUCUUCAUUCUUUUUUUUUAUUAUAUGACAUGGAAAUGUUGAGGAAACCUAACAAAGAAAAUUGUAAAUUUUAAAAAGAAUAUCCUUUUCAAUGAAGUUAAAAACCCACAACUUCUUAAAUGUCAUUUUCCAUCCAGGCAUAAUUCAUGAAAUUUGAUGAGGUCAAACAUGCCAGCAGUAUGUGGUGCAGGUUUAGCCAAACUGAAUAUUUAUGAAUCAUACUAGACGAGUCUUUUGAGAGCAAACCUAAUGACUGUGUAAGUCUUCUCCAUAGGAGUCUAUGAACUGGCCAUCUGGUUCCAGGGUAAGGAUGGAGGUCAGGAUAAGCUUGCAAAGACUAUUAUGGAAAUGGACAUUAUGCUUCUAUAACAACAAAAAGACAGAAGACUGCUGCUGAGCGGGCUCUGUUACAAAGAGAAACCUGAUAUUUAUAGAAAAACGAAUCUGGGGACAUGCUACCGUAAUAAUGAUCACACAUUUCCAGCGAUUAGGAAAGAGAUCAAAACUGUGACUUUGCACAAGAAUGUGCAACACUUCUGCCUUGUCUAGAUCUAUGAAGCAAUUCUCUCUUUUACCCUCCCAUGGUUCACAGAAGGUGUCAUGCUUUGAUCCUCAGCUUCAUAAAUUGUAUAUUGUCAUGAAGGAUGAUGUUGUACAUGAUUUAUGUUUAAGCAAAUAAAGCAUCA